Messenger RNA from Lycium barbarum (goji berry), 705 nucleotides. RefSeq lists its product as uncharacterized. The coding region runs from base 1 to 705 and encodes 234 amino acids. The record is from RefSeq and is a predicted model, not a curated record. Lineage: Eukaryota; Viridiplantae; Streptophyta; Magnoliopsida; Solanales; Solanaceae. The transcript has a single exon. Gene Ontology annotation, biological process: root development; shoot system development.
AUGGCACUCCCAAAUUUUGAUGCUCUAAGAGACUUGCACGACUCGGCCAACAACAUGCUUCAUUCACCAGUGAUCAAACAAGAAAUCGCGCAUCAAGGACAGGAGAAAUGGGCUCACGAAGUUUCAGAAACCUCGUUAAGGAUGUUGGACGUUUGUGGGACCACUAAAGACGUCCUUUUGCUUGUCAAGGAUCAUGUUCAUGACCUCAAGUCAACGUUCAGAAGAAUCAGCGUUGGGGAAAAUGCAACAACAGAGAACAAAUUCACGCCUUUUCAAUGUCAUAGAAAGAAGUUGAAGAAAGAGAUGUUAAAGCGCUUGCAUUCCUUAAAAGGGAUGAAAAAUAACACCAAGUGCAUCGACUCGUCGUCAUCGAUAGAUGAUAAAAAUAAUCUUAUGGUGGUUGUGAAUGUACUAAGAGAAGUUAGAGUGGCAACAAUGUCAAUUUUGGAAUCUUUAAUGGCACUUAUGUCAAUGCCAAGUCCAAAUACGACUAGAAAAACAAGUAAAGGGUAUUUCGGUUCAAAGCUGUUGAGAGUAAACAGUUUAAGUUCGUGGGAAAAAUGCGAUGCGAUGACGUUGCAAUGUGCUAAUAAAAGAUUGGAAGCUGUGGAAUUAGCCAUUGAAGAUCUUGAAGGAGAGCUUGAAUGUAUUAUUCGAAGAUUGAUUCGAACAAGAGUUUCACUUUUAAAUUUACUUACUUACUAG